AGCAGCUAAGCCGCGCACCUCCUGGAGCUUGCAGUCUGAGAGUUCUUUCCAGUAUGGGACCUCACAAGGCUGAUGCUCACGCCAAGCCAGAAAAACCGACUCAGGACCUCUCUCUCAUAAACUCUCAGAAGCUGCUCAGCGUCCCGCCUGUGUCCCUGCGACUUCGUGUGCUGCCUUGGUGGUUCCCAGUCCAGGAACUCAGCAAUCCUAUGGUGUUCUACCUGGAAUCUUGGGUGGCAGAAAGAAUCAUUGGCUCAGACCAAGACGAAAUCUCAGAAAUAGAGUGGAUGAGCCAGGCCUUGCUGAGCGUGAACUUGGCCAACUCUGGGAAACUAGCUGAAAUCACCAUCUAUGGACGACCCAGUGCACAGAUUCGAAUGAAAAAUAUUCUCUUGAACAUGGUGGCUUGGUACAAAGAAGACGAAGUCCAAAGAGCUGUGAAGCUGAAACAAGUUGAAGAGUUUUUAAAACAACAUGCGUCCUCAAUCAUAACCCAAGCGUCAAAGGGCGUUAGACUCAAGCUGACUUGCAGCCCGCCUCUGCUGGAGGGAAGAGAAGCACGGAUGGAUUCUUAAAUCACUACAGGUGUUUUCUUACCUGCCUUCAUGAGCACCUUCUGGAUUUUGUUUUUUUUCUUUGCAAAUAGCAAUUCGUUGAACUAUUCCAAUAAAAAAAAUUUUUUUUGGUAUGA
Molecule: messenger RNA, 691 nt
Organism: Rattus norvegicus (Norway rat)
Lineage: Eukaryota; Metazoa; Chordata; Mammalia; Rodentia; Muridae
Source: RefSeq, a predicted model, not a curated record